UCCAGAAGGGGCAAAAGGGGGCAGAAACUGCGGUGCGCGCAAUGGAGACAAGCUGAUGUCUGGGCAAUCCCUUGUUCAAGAUCAAUUGGCACUUACAUGUAUGGACAAUCACUAAUUUGAGGGAUUUUGUUUCUCUCAGAGAGAUGAUCAAAAAAGAUCUACAAGACUGAAGGAUUGGUGCGCAAAAAGGGCCACCAUUCAGCCCUGCCCUGAUUCCGUUUUUACCUUUCAGCGUUGCAACAUGGCACGUAUCUCUACCAUAUUUUUACUCUGUGUAACAUCUUUACUCAGUGGAGCUGAGAGCGUAUCUGAGAUGUGCCGGGGGACGCGCUGCUUCUCUGGCCAGGACUGGAGCAGACCGUGCGUCGGAGCGCACUGCCAGGGGCGCACAGAGCCAGCGGCGUCCCGACGACAGUUUCACCACUCUGCACAAUCCAGACAAGGACAAGUCUACCCGAGUUACCAACAGGAUGCUCAUUUCACUCAUCGCCAAGCCCAGAGCGCGCCGUUAGCACCUUACACCAUCAUCCAACCUCAGCAGGGAGGCUUUACGCAACCAGCGGGAACGGAUGGCACCAGGAGGACGAACCCGAGAACCAUCACGGCGGAGGUGUUCCAUCCUGGCUGCGCCGGUGGGACCUGUCCGACCACUGUCUCUCAACGCACGACGAGUGAUGACAGUACAACACGGGAGUGUAAAGGGAUUGGAUGUAAACUUCCCCUCCGGAUGCGCCAGAAGCCCAAGCCUUGCGUCGGAGACGGCUGCGGUACGCAUGGAGGAGACGACGGGAAAGGACACUCGCCGGUUCAUGUGACAGACAGAGCGGCGCAAUUUCUGGAUGAGCUUCCAGACUUUGGGUCGGAACGUGGUGCAUGGAUACAGCUGACAUGUGACAUGAAACCAGGGACCAAUGAGCUUCCCUCAGAGGACGCUCUUGUGCUGCAGCUGCAGCUGUCUAAGAGCCAGGAGAAGCUGGUUGAGGCCCUCAGGGGCCAGCAGGACGAGGUCAGGGAGCUGCAAAGGCUCCUCAGUGAGCAGCAGGGGACGCUGGUCAACCAGCAGAGAGAAAUACUGGAGCAGCAGAGGAGAAUGCAUGACCAGAUGGAGCAAGUUAAAGCCCAGUAUAACAUAAUGAUGGACAGCAUCAAACACACAUCUUUCCAGAACCUCCAGGGAGAGCUAGACAGUCACAUGGAAACCAUGAGUGGGCAGGUUAGAGCCCACCAAGCACAGCAGGCUCUCUCUCUGCACAAGGUGGACAUGGAGGCCAGUGUGGUGGAGGUGGGUCGCUCCGUGUUGGCCUGUGGGAACUGCGGUUCUGAGGAAUACUGUGGCUUCAGCAGCGGUCAUCCUCACUGUGAGAAAUGUACCAUCUGUCCUGCUGGCUUCUUCCUGGUUGCACAGUGUUCAGUCCAUGCAGACAGAAUCUGCCAGGACAGAGAUGAAUGCCUUGAAAUAGCUGAUCUGUGUGGGGAUCGACAGAAGUGUCUCAAUACUCCAGGUGGAUUCAGGUGCCAGGGCAUGACAGAGCGAGAAGCCAGCUCAGGAAUGUGCGGCCACGCCUACUUCUACAACUCGGACAUGGAUGAGUGUCAGGCCUGUAAUGAGUGUGAUGGCGAGCCCGUGGCUUCACCUUGUACCUUCACCACAGACACCAUCUGCUCUGGCCCUGCUGCUGCUGCUGCUGGCGACAGUGUCCUUUCUCUGUCCUGGACCGGAGAUGUGAGUCUGCCUGGCGCAAAAGGCCACGUCCUGGCCCACACCUUCCCUAGCGUGCAGCUUCAAAUCCAGGGAAGAGGUGAUCCAGGGCUGCUGUCGGCUGAGGAUGGGCGCCUGGUGCUUAGGCAGCACGGUCUGGUCUGGCUGGAUGAGAAUCUUUCUGUGAGCCACGGCUGUCGAAGCUUCAUCCAGUUGUGUCUGCGUAUGAACAACACAGACGGCUCUGAGGGUCGCGACCUCAGUGGCUUUAGGGUCGAGCAGCGGGAGGGAAGGUCGCUGCAGAGCGUCAGCAUCAGUGGAGUAGCAGAGGUCGCCCCGGGUCACAUGAUCUCCCUAUUCCUCCGGAGUGCCAGCCACCACUGUAACCAAAGCAGUGAAGGUCUGCAGCUGUACGACCCUUCAGCAGCUCCACUCAGUCUCCUCUGGCUCUCCCAUGACACCGGGGCUGUUGCCAUGACAGCACAGGCCAUGGUGUCCGCACACUACCAUACAAACUAUCGCCCAGUCUUCCGUACCACCUCCACCUCUGACCCUUACGUGGUGGGGCUGACUCAUGAUGGCCGUGGGAUCCGUUUUGCAGAAAGUGGCACCGUGCGUUUUGUAUUUCAGCAGGCGUUGUACUCCAUGGGCCAGGCGUGUGUGAGUGAGGGCUUCCAACUGUUGGCAUACCUCAACCGUAAUGGAACCAGCGUGGAGCUGUGCCGUACCUUCAAACCAGGCGUCCAUUAUCGAGACACAUCCUUAUCUCUGUCUGGAGCGGCUAAAGUUGGCUCUGGGGACACACUGGGCUUUGAGAUCCUCUCUCCUGCUCAGUGCAACGUACGUUUCUUUGGCGAUGAGACAGGCAUCAGUAUUCUCAGCCUGGUUUGGGUCCCCGCUGCUCUUUCUUCCUCUCUUUCUGCCUCCGUGUCUCACACCGGCCUACCCUCAGGAGCAGUUCGAAACAAGCCGCUGUUCUUCCACCAGACAAGCGCUCAGGUGUCCCAGAUGGGGCUGCUGGGGAAGGCAACCACAGAUCAGAGACAAGAUUUUGUCUUCAGGGAGAGGGGCACAGCCAGUGUGGCUCUGGAUCUCAAACUCAUUCACUCCUGCAACCUGGUCAAGGUGACUCUUCUAAGGCGAAGUGAUCCAGAAGGGUCAGUUGGUGGACGGGAGGCAGAGGGAGCGCGACCUGUCCCUCUGGCCCAGCAGGUGGGUGGUCAGAUGCCCGAGGGAAGCCAUUGGGCCAGUGUUAGCCUGCGGGCAUCGUUCCAGGUUAGUAACGGCACAGCAGUGUUCUUCACACUGGAUUGUGUACGUGGACGAGUCAAUCAGAUCAGCUACCAAACAGGAAGUGGAGUGUCAAUCCUGUGGGUGGCAGCAUAACAUAAGAAAGACAAAACAUGUUGUUUUUAUAUGGUUUCCAGUUCAGUAGACCAGUUAAGCCAUUUAUACAGUAUGAUGGACUAGUUUAUUGGUUUGAUUUUAGAGGAAUAGUUAGACAUUUUGGGAAAGAUGCUUACUUUGUUUCUUGUCGCAAGUUAAUUCAAAUUUUGCAUUUAUUUCAUACACAUGAUCUAAAACUAACCAAGUAGUUUUGCUUACCAAACCUAAAUGGUUAAGCGGUUUUAAGAGGUUGUGGUCAUUUCACGUAUUUCUGUGAGAUCGGGUUGGUUAAAUAUGAAUCUACAGCCACCAGAAUGUUAGCUUAGCUUGGAGGAAACAGCUAGCAUGGCUCUGUCCAAAGGUAACAAAAUACGCCGAUCAGCACUCACAAAACUAACCAGUUAACACAUUCUAUCUUGCUUGUACAAAAAGAAAAGUGUAAAAGCAAUACAUUGUGGUUGUAUGGCAGCAGGCUUGCUGCUUCCCCUUGCCCCCAGCCUUAGUGCUAAAAUAAGCUAAGCUAACGGUCUCCUGGCUGUAGCUUCAUGUUUAAUGGAGAGAGGUAUCGAUCUUCUCAUGUAACUUUGUAAAGAAGGCGAAUAAGCAUAUUUGCCAAACUUUAAACUAUUCCUUUAAGCUGCUUGACUUUAUAGUGAGUAGCCUACAGCUAAUUUGACUUUUUUUUAAAAUAUAUUUUGUGCUGAAAAAAGCUCAAAUAUGGCUUUUAUUUAAAAGAAAAUGUAGCAUCAUGUGUUCUGUGUAGUGUAAUAAUUUCAACAGAAGUAGAUGUAAACUAUUUUCUCACGCUAGAGUUUUCUGCUUUUGCUAUGUUCAGAAAUUCCAUGUGUUGUAGUAGUUGUGUCUUUUAUUUAUGUAAUUCAUUUACUCUGUUGACGCCUGAGGACCUUCAGCUCAUUCCUACUGUGACUACAGCAUUUUGUGCUGUCACCAAAAGCAGAUCACUGCUGGUUUCAUUCAAGAGUGUUUUUUAAGAGCAUGUUUCAUGUUAGCCACCAUUUUCUAAUGUGAAUAUCCACUGCAUGCCUUGUUUAAUGACCACUUUCUUCAUAAUAUGGAAUUAAAGAGAGUCUCACUAAUGCCCAGUUGACAAUCUUAAUCUUAAAUAUUAACACCUUAAAAUAUAGUUACUGUUUACUCAACCUAAUCUGUAAUAAAGUGUAUAUUUGAUGUUUUAUAUUAAAUCCAAUAAAAUUAAAA
Messenger RNA from Sander lucioperca (pikeperch), 4303 nucleotides. RefSeq lists its product as uncharacterized. Lineage: Eukaryota; Metazoa; Chordata; Actinopteri; Perciformes; Percidae. Gene Ontology annotation, molecular function: calcium ion binding; protein binding. The record is from RefSeq and is a predicted model, not a curated record. The coding region runs from base 242 to 3085 and encodes 947 amino acids. The transcript has 6 exons.